GUUGCAAAUUUAUCUGAAUUUUAUUCAUUCACGUUAGGAAGACGACUUGUACUCAAAAGGGUUAGAAAAGAUACUCGUACUAUUAAUAUAAGGAAACAUUUGUUCUAGUUACUAAAAAAUAAAGAAAUUAAUAAUUAGCAUCUUUAAAAGUUUAACUAAAUUAUCUUGAAAAAUGAUCAAAUUAAUUAUAUUAUUUUUGAUAUACUACUCUCCUUAUCUGAAUGCAUCUUCUCAAUUCAAGAUCUAUGGAGAUUUAUGCGAAUCUGAUAGGAAUUGUACAAAAGAAUCAUCAGUGUGUCUCAAGCUUGCACAGGAUGAGGCGAGACAAUGCAAGAUAGGAUAUUGCGCCUGUGCUAAUGGUUAUUAUAUGUCGGAGGAAGAAUGCAAGAAACAGAGUGGGUACCUUCUAUUUUCUAAAUACGUUUUAUCUUAUUUCGUUAAAAUAUAUUUAGAAAGUUAUAACGAAAAUUGCGACAAAGAUAUAGCUUGUGCCAGAAACUUAGUGUGUGUGAAUAAUAAAUGUGCAUGUAGAGAUUUAUUCGAAAGAGAUCCUUCAAACCCUUCUUCUUGUGUUUUGAAAGAGAAUGAAAAAAAAGCACUUGGGGAAUCAUGUCUUGCUAGCGUACAGUGCGUUAAAAAUGGAUUAAAGCAUGCCGCAUGUUUCAUCUUUCAAUGCAAGUGUGCUGUAUCUUAUACAACAGUUGGUGACAAGUGUAUUGAACAAAAAUACGAUGAUAACUGUAAAGAUGGUACUAUAUCCGAGAAAUGUAAAGGACUUGGAGACACCAAUAUGAUGUGCACAGCUAAUGAUAUUUGCAAAUGUAAAGAUGGUUAUGAACGUAAAAGAAAUGGUUGUUUUAAAAUCGGCUCCAUUUAUGAUAGAGAUGUUGGUGAAAGUUGUUCUAUACACGACAUAGGAAAUAUUAAUCGUGUAGCAAUGUGCAAAGAGGAUUCAGUUUGCCAGGUUUGCUCACACAAACCUACUAGUCUUCCAAAAUGUGUUAGAACAAAAAGUCAUCUUGGAGAAGUUUGCAAUCUGCAGAUUGGUUGUGCUGAUGGUAGUGGAUCUUGUAACCAAUAUGGUUCGGAUUACACUAACAAGUGUAAAUACGGUGUAUGUACAUGCGGCAGCUUUAGUAAUCAGGUUGAUGAUAAAUGCUACUCAACUAAGACUUUUAAUCAGAGUUGCGAGUUGGAUAAUCCUAAAAAUGAAUGUAGGAAAGAAUAUCAUCUAUUCUGUAAUGAUAGUAUAUGUAUUUGCGAUAAGGGAUACGAACAAAAUAUGAUAAAUAUGAGAAAAUGUUAUAUAAAAUCAAGUCAAGCGAAACGUUUAGGUGAAAAAUGUAAGCAUGCGGAUGAAUGUGUUAAAGGCAGACUACGAAAUGCAACCUGUAAAGACGGAAGAUGCGUUUGUAAAGCGCAAUACACAACACACGGCUUUAGAUGUAUAAAACAAGAACACGGCCAAUCUUGUAAACAUGGUAGAGAGGGAGAAAAAUGUAGAGGAACACUCGAUAAAAAUUUAUUAUCUGUCUUUAACAGAACGUUUAGUCAAAGUUGUACAGCAAAACCGAAAGGCAGAAGCAAACCUGUUCAAAUAUGUAAAUCUGGGUUACUUUGUCAAAAGUGUAACUAUUCCCCCCUAAGACCCCGCUGUGUAAGAACCGAUGAAUCAAUCUCGUCCUAUUCAGAAAAUUUGAAAGCAGCAGCAAGCGAUACUUUAAAUAUUUUUCAAAUUGGAAUGAUUUAUUAUUUCAUAUUUAUUUAA
This is a messenger RNA of Dimorphilus gyrociliatus, 1768 nucleotides long. The record is from the annotation of a GenBank genome assembly. Lineage: Eukaryota; Metazoa; Annelida; Polychaeta; Dinophilidae.